AUGAAAGUAAUUAAAUUUAUAUUGCUUUUAUGCACGCUUUUGGCCAAAGACAUUUCAUCUUCUGGUCUUGUAACGGCUUUGCCCCAUCCCACUUCUGCUUCUCCUGUUUCUCUAGGUUUAUUAUAUGGUCGAGCAGAUACGGACGUAACUGAAGGAAAAAUUGGAGGCGAAUGGAAAAUAGUUGGAAAUUCGGGUGUUGAAGCUAUGCACAUCGCUGUUGUUUCCCAUAAUGAAAUAGUGAUUAUUGAUAAAGUUGAAGCGAAUCCCAUCAAGCAAGCAAAUGGUAAUCCGGCGAUUUCGACUUUAUAUAAUAUUGAAACUAAUGAAUACCGAAUUCUCAACCUGGAUUCUGAUACAUUUUGUACGGCGGGUUCAUGGUUUAGUAACGGAACGCUCCUUCACGCGGGUGGAGCCGAGAACCAAUUCGGAUAUAAUGAAGGUUAUCAGAGCAUAAGAUUUUUCACGCCCGGUGAUGGUGCGGAUUGGUCCGAAAUCCCAGGAGGAAUGACCUCACGCAGAUGGUACCCAGCCAUGGCCACUCUUCCAAGUGGAGACGUGCUGGUUUUUGGAGGUGCAUAUAAGGGAACAGGAAAAAAUAAUGCCGGAAUUAAUAACCCAACAUAUGAAAUUUGGCCCGCAGCAGGAGGAGUGCCCGAAAAAGCUUUUGAUAUGCCCUUUUUAACAGAAACAUUGCCAUAUAAUCUUUACGCAUUUUUGCAUGUUAUGCCAAAUAAUGAGGGAAAACAAAUUGCAUUCGUAUUCGUGAAUAAGCAGGGCAUUCUUUAUGACUUUGAUACCGCUACCAUCUUGAAAAGAUUACCGGAAAUGCCAGGUGGACAUCGAUCUUACCCAUUAACCGGCAACUCGGUUUUAUUACCACUUAACCCACCAUAUUAUAAACCUAUCGUUAUGAUUUGCGGAGGUAAUACUGAGAUGGAAAUUGAAACACUGUCCGAAGCGUCAUGUGGUAGAAUUGAUCCAACCGAAGAUAAUCCUCAAUGGGAAAUGGACGAUUUCGGUGGUGUUGGUCGUGUGAUGCCAGAUUCUGUUAUUAUGCCAACUGGAAAAAUCUUAUAUUUAAAUGGAGCCGGAGCAGGUUUCGCUGGAUAUCAUCGUGGUCCAAAUACUAAUCCACUUUAUGUUGCCAUUAAACCGGUAUUGGCUCCCUCAGUUUAUGAUCCUGAAACGAAAGAAUGGUCUCGAUUUGCUCCAUCAACAAUUCCAAGAAUGUAUCACUCUGUUGCCACUUUAGUAUCCGAUGGAAGAAUCUUCGUAGCCGGUAGCAAUCCACAGGGUGAUGUUUAUACUGAAUCUGAAUUCCCCACCGAAUAUCGUGUUGAAAUGUUCUCACCACCAUACUUGUUGACUGGAUUAGUACGUCCAAAGAUCACCAGCGUUGGAGAAUAUACAGAACUAAACACUCAACGAAUUCCAGUAUCAUAUGGACUAAAUGUUGAGGUUACAGUUAUAUCAGGGCAAGAUGUUCCAAAUUUCAAAGCAGUCGUAAUUCAUCAUGGAUUUGUUACACAUUCAAACCAUUUCUCACAAAGAUUUGUUUCGUGUAAUAUUAUGUCUGCAAAAUACCUUAAAAAACGGGACACCUCAAUACUAUUAACUGUUGAAAUGCCACCAUAUUCGUCCAUACUUCCUCCAGGUCCAAGUUACCUCUACAUUCUUGAUAAUGAGGUUCCAGCUGAUGCUGCCGUUGAACUCUUACUUAACUAA
Molecule: messenger RNA, 1725 nt
Organism: Funneliformis mosseae
Lineage: Eukaryota; Fungi; Glomeromycota; Glomeromycetes; Glomerales; Glomeraceae
Source: the annotation of a GenBank genome assembly